Messenger RNA from Drosophila grimshawi, 816 nucleotides. Its product is annotated as ADP-ribosylation factor-like protein 3. NCBI's taxonomy places the organism in Eukaryota, Metazoa, Arthropoda, Insecta, Diptera, Drosophilidae. The transcript has 4 exons. Gene Ontology annotation, cellular component: microtubule cytoskeleton; cytoplasm. Gene Ontology annotation, biological process: cilium assembly. The coding region runs from base 51 to 659 and encodes 202 amino acids. The record is from RefSeq and is a predicted model, not a curated record. Gene Ontology annotation, molecular function: GTPase activity; GTP binding.
AGUAGCACGUUUAAGGCUCACACCUAAAAAGUAAGCAAAACAUUCAAUAAAUGUCCAAUUUAAGCAAAAGGGUCAAUUCGUUCCUCGCCUUAUUCCGAAAGAAGCCAGAGCAGGAAUUUAAUCUGCUAAUCUUGGGCCUUAACCAUGCCGGCAAAACAACUCUGGCUGCCCGCAUAGGUUCAGAAUCUGAGGAAGCAAUAAGGAGCAUUACUCCCACAACCAAUCAGACCGAAAAGCAUUUGAGAUUUAAAAAGUUAAAGGUUUGCAUGCGUGACGUGAGUGGUCAAUGGAGGAUGCGUCAGACGUGGCAUACCUAUUACCAAGAGGCCAAUGUCCUGAUCUUUGUCGUCGAUAGCACCGAUGCGUUUCGCUUGGCCGAGGCACGCUGUGAGCUGUGCGAUGUGCUGCUGGACGAGCGACUGUCCGAGGUGCCACUGCUGAUCUUGGCCAACAAGCAGGAUGCACUGGGUGCUCUGCCCAGUGCCAUAAUAACGGACUUGUUGGGCCUCAGACAGUUGGGGGGUCGCCUCUGGCACAUACAAGAGUGCUCUGCGCUGGGAAACGAUGGCAUCGAUAUCAUCAAUAAUUGGAUAUACACAAGACUAAAACAACUACGGCCAAAAAGCUUAUUUCGAAAACUUUUAAUCCCUAGUUUCUAGCCAACAUAAGUUGUUCCUAGCUUAAAUUAAUUUAUGUAACUGGCACGAAAUAAUCCAUUCACGUCGAAUAGUAUUCUACAAAUGGGGCGUGACACAGAAUAAGCCAGAGAGACAAAGAACAAGAGAGAGAGAGAGAGAAUUCCAGACGAAAUAUAUA